AUGUAUCGCCCAAGCCUGCGCUCUGUCUUGGGACAGGCCCUGCAGGUUUCCCGCUCCCAAGCUUUCCGAUCAGCACCCCGUCGUUUCGCAUCGACGGCAGCUCCUGCAGACAGGCCUCGAUCAUGGAAGAGCUCCGGGUUGAGAUGGGCGUUGGCCAUCGGCGCUGUAUACUAUUACAACACAAGCUCUGUCUUUGCAGAGGAAACCGCCGAAGCAACGCAAUCAACGGCUGCUCCGCCCUCCUUCUCCGAGUCCGAUCUUCCCACUGUCGAUUACGUCAUUGAGCAAAAGCGCAAGCAGCUCAAAACAAAGGCCGAUCAGGAGGAACAAGGCCAAGCCGACUCAACAGCAGAUUCCGCUUCCGCAGCGGCGAAGAAGACAAAGCAACCCGCAGCCGAAUCACAGCACAGAGCUGUUUCCGAAUCACCAGAGAUGCUCGAGGAAGAAGCUGGCCAACAAGGAGCAUUCAAUCCGGAAACUGGCGAAAUAAACUGGGAUUGUCCAUGCUUGGGAGGAAUGGCUACCGGUCCUUGUGGCGAGGAGUUCAAGACGGCCUUCAGCUGCUUCGUUUACUCCACCGAGGAGCCCAAGGGAAUGGAUUGCAUUGACAAGUUUCAAGGCAUGCAGGAAUGCUUCAGAAAAUAUCCCGACAUCUAUGGCGCCGAACUUGCCGACGACGAGUACGGUGGAGAAGCCACCGCCGAGGGACAUGAUGCCCCUCGCCAAGAUGAACUGGAGACAAAUACCCUGCCAGGUACCAAGAAAUCGCCACAAGGCGGCGUGCCCCAAGAAGGGGAGGAUACCGCAGGUGCAGUAGAAAAGGCUGCCCACGAAGAACAGCCACCGAAGAAGGCCGAAGACGAAAAGAAGGAAUAG
This is a messenger RNA of Ustilaginoidea virens, 876 nucleotides long. RefSeq lists its product as uncharacterized. The record is from RefSeq and is a predicted model, not a curated record. NCBI's taxonomy places the organism in Eukaryota, Fungi, Ascomycota, Sordariomycetes, Hypocreales, Clavicipitaceae. Gene Ontology annotation, molecular function: protein-disulfide reductase activity. The coding region runs from base 1 to 876 and encodes 291 amino acids. Gene Ontology annotation, biological process: protein import into mitochondrial intermembrane space. The transcript has 3 exons. Gene Ontology annotation, cellular component: mitochondrial intermembrane space.